Effrenium voratum is the source of this 756-nucleotide messenger RNA. NCBI's taxonomy places the organism in Eukaryota, Dinophyceae, Suessiales, Symbiodiniaceae. The record is from the annotation of a GenBank genome assembly.
AUGGGCAGAUGGGCGAAGGCCCUUCUGAUCGCCCUCGCUUGCUGCACAUUGCGGUGGCAUGGUGCACCAAUUGCACUACCAUUCUGCCAGGGCAAUUUUUAUCCCAGGCAAGAUUCGCAACAAGGAUUGAGGAGAAGCCGCAGAGCGACGGUGGCUAGAUCUCAUGUGGGGUUGGAGCAGCUUCAGCAGAUAGCGCAUGGUCCAAUGGGUGCUCCAUAUUUCUGCGCUGCAUAUGCGGGAGCUUUGUGCUUUGCGGUGCCAGCGACGCCUUUGACACUAUCUGCAGGAUACUUGUUUGGGUUUCCUGUCGGUUUCUUGCUGGCAGUUGUAGCGGCAGGCUUCUCUGGAGGUAUGUGCUUCUUACUAUCCAGAAUGCUGCGGCCUACAAUGAUGCGGCUCGUGGCAAACAAUGGUGCGUUCCGGCAGAUCAACCGUGCCGUUGAACUUGAAGGCUUCAAGAUCAUUUUUUUGCUGCGGCUUUCGCCGCUGAUUCCAUUCUCGAUUCUAUCAUACGCUUGCGGCUUGAGCAAAGUUGCCUUCCCAGCAUUCCUCAUCGCGAAUAUUCUUGGAUUCAUGCCAUGCACUGCAGCGCUCGUAUAUGCAGCGACACAUGCCCGCUCUGUAGUGGAGUCUGGUGGCGCGCUUCCCUUGCCAAGCUACAUCGCUGCCACAGCUGCAACGCUCGCCCUCCUCUACUUGGCUUCGAAGGUCGCCAAGAAUGCUCUUGAUGCAGCGAAGGACAAAGCGCCGAGCUGA